Molecule: messenger RNA, 339 nt
Organism: Ilex paraguariensis (yerba mate)
Lineage: Eukaryota; Viridiplantae; Streptophyta; Magnoliopsida; Aquifoliales; Aquifoliaceae
Source: the annotation of a GenBank genome assembly
AUGGGUUCUAGUUCACAGGCCUUACGAGCUUCGAUGGUGUAUCGCCACCUUCUCAAAGCUGUCCAGAAACACAUCGGAAAGGAAGACCACAAGACCCAUUUCAUAGAUUUCAUCAAAUCAGAGUUCAAGAACAACGCUCAACAGUCAGACCCAAUAUUCAUUCACCAGAAAAUAAGGCUUGCCCGUGAUUAUGCUCUUUACAUGAACAGCGUUCACCAACACAAGGACUUGCUGUUUUCCUACAAUAUUGCAGUGGAUAGGUCAGAUGAAAUGAAGAAAGUACUAGGGAAAUCAGCUGCUAGUGUGGGUCUUCAGCUUCCGGAUGUCUAUCAGCCUUGA